AGGAAGACAGUACAAUUAAAACAACUUUGCAAGAAUUAAAAGAAUACUAUCAAAAUAUUCAUAAAGGAAUGUCUGAUAAUUAUAAUCUUACAACAGUUCUUGCUGCAAAAGUUGAAAAUUUGGAAAAGAAUAGUGAUAAAAAUCUACUCUUUGAACCACCACGAAUUGAUCCAAGAGAUAUUACACCGCACGAUUUAACUGAUUAUCAUGGUAAUGUUAAACUCAUGAAAUAUAAAACUCUUGAUGUGGCUUGUAAAAAAAUCAAUACUUCUAUUGAUGAAGAUAGUCCUGAUUCAAAGAGAGUUCGUGGAACUUUAGCUAUUUGGAAUCAAUUACAUGAAUGUCCUCAUAUAAUUAGAUUCUUUGGAAUUUCAAAAUUGGAUAUUGGAAAUUGUAUGAUUUUCGAGUGGGCUGAAUUAGGAAAUUUAAAGGAUGUUUACGAAGGAAAAAAAAAAAUAACACUUACUUGGCAGGCUAAAUUAUACAUAGCAAGGGAUGUUUCUCGAGGUCUUGGUUUCCUUCACGUUAUUGGCAUUUUACAUCAUAAUAUAAAAGCGGAAAAUAUAUUGGUAACAGAUAAUGGAUAUAAAUGUAAAAUAACUAAUUUCGAUCUCAGUCGUGGAAUAGAAGAUGAAUCUCAUGAAUUAACAGAUAUUAUCGAUGUAAUUCGUUGGAUGGCUCCAGAAAAGAUUGAAAGUUUUGGAUCAAAAAAAUACGUACCGUAUACUUAUAAAUGUGAAAUGUACAGUUUUGGAAUGUUUCUUUGGGAACUCUCUUUUAACAGAAUUCCGUAUGAAUAUCUUAAACCUAAUGAAAUAUCAAAACAUGUUAUGGAAGAAAAACGAGAGACCUUAGAAUUUGAAGAUGGUCCAAGUGAUAUUAUUGAAGGCUUUAAAAAUAUCAUUGAAUUAGCAUGGCAACAAGAUCCUAAACGACGACCAGAAGAUCCAGUUGUUUCAAAAAUUCUUGAAACAUUAGCUAAAACCCAUUCUUUCGAAGGACAUCCAUACGAGAAAAGUAUAAAUGAGUCGGUUACUUCUUUGGCAAUUUCACAAACAAGUCAAAGUGAAACCGAUACUGACGAAUUUUCUGAUUUAAUUCUUGGUGAUGAAGAUGAUGAUUUUGAAUUAUUACCUUUACAAAAAGGGCUUGACCUUCAUCACAAUAAAUCUAGAGAAUUGAAAACAGCAGAAGAUUAUAAACUCCCUUGGAUCAUUUUUAAAGCUCAUGCAGAAUUCGGUAAUAAAUUAGCAAUUUAUUGGAAGGGGUAUUACCUAUGGGAAGGAUAUUUUGUCGAAAAAGAUCGAAAAGAGGCCGUUAGAUUAUUUAAAAUAGCAGCAGAUGCUGGUAUUGCAGAGGCUCAAUUAAGAUAUGCUUUCGCGUUCAUUAAGAAUCCUGAUUUACCUUAUGAUAAAGACAUUUUCUUAGAAUAUUUAACGAAAUCUGCAGAAAAUGGUAAUGUUGUAGCUAUAUAUAAUUUGGGAGAUGUUUAUUAUAAAGGUAAACGCCAAGUCCCUGAAAAUAAAGAAAAAGGUAUUGAAUAUCUCAAAAUUGCUGCGUUAAAAAAUUAUAAAUCGGCGACUGAAGCUUUGAAAAAAUAUAACGUCUCCCUUUAAUUGUAAUUCUUAAGAUUAAAUAUAUGUAGCUUUUUUAUUUAUUCACAUGUAACAAGUCUUGAUGUGAAAUUAUAAACGAA
This is a messenger RNA of Rhizophagus irregularis DAOM 181602=DAOM 197198, 1696 nucleotides long. RefSeq lists its product as uncharacterized. NCBI's taxonomy places the organism in Eukaryota, Fungi, Glomeromycota, Glomeromycetes, Glomerales, Glomeraceae. Gene Ontology annotation, molecular function: protein binding; ATP binding; protein serine/threonine kinase activity. The record is from RefSeq and is a predicted model, not a curated record. Gene Ontology annotation, biological process: protein phosphorylation; cell surface receptor signaling pathway.